Molecule: messenger RNA, 1241 nt
Organism: Equus caballus (horse)
Lineage: Eukaryota; Metazoa; Chordata; Mammalia; Perissodactyla; Equidae
Gene: CHMP3
Product: charged multivesicular body protein 3
Biological process (GO): protein transport; endosome transport via multivesicular body sorting pathway; late endosome to vacuole transport
Cellular component (GO): multivesicular body; ESCRT III complex
Source: RefSeq, a predicted model, not a curated record
ACCGGCCCCGCCCAGGCGGCUGCCCGUGACCUGCCUGGGCGCAGGGAACGGCAAGCCAGAAGGGGCAACACGAGUUCACUUCGCCAUGGGGCUGUUUGGAAAAACGCAGGAGAAGCCGCCCAAAGAGCUGCUGGCCAGCUACCGCUCGGCCCUCAUUUCCGGGGCCUCCCACUUGACGAGGGGCCGGAGGAAGAGUCUCUAAGGAGACCGCUGUGGUGGAAGAGCCCCGGCCCCUCAGCACUCCACCAGGAAGCCGAGGGCCGGAGGAACGGUCCCUCAGCCUCGGCAGGGGCGCGGAGGCAGCGGCGGAGUCCCGGCCCUGAAGCCCCCUCCCCUGCGCGCGUUGGUCAAUGAAUGGUCAUUGAAGAUAAGAAAGGAGAUGAGAGUUGUUGACAGGCAAAUAAGAGAUAUCCAAAGAGAAGAAGAAAAAGUGAAACGUUCUGUGAGAGAUGCUGCCAGGAAGGGUCAGAAGGAUGUCUGCGUGGUUCUGGCCAAGGAGCUGAUCCGGUCAAGGAAGGCUGUGAGCAAGCUCUAUGCCUCCAAAGCCCACAUGAACUCCGUGCUCAUGGGGAUGAAGAACCAGCUGGCGGUUUUGCGAGUGGCUGGUUCCCUGCAGAAGAGCACAGAAGUGAUGAAGGCCAUGCAGAGUCUUGUGAAGAUCCCAGAAAUCCAGGCCACCAUGCGGGAGCUAUCCAAAGAGAUGAUGAAGGCUGGGAUCAUAGAGGAGAUGUUAGAGGACACUUUUGAAAGCAUGGAUGAUCAGGAGGAAAUGGAAGAAGCAGCAGAAAUGGAAAUUGACAAAAUUCUCUUCGAAAUUACAGCAGGGGCCUUGGGCAAAGCACCUAGUAAAGUGACUGAUGCCCUUCCAGAGCCUGAACCUCCAGGAGCAAUGGCGGCCACAGACGAGGAGGAGGAGGAGGAGGAGGAGGAGGCCCUGGAGGCCAUGCAGUCCCGGCUGGCCACGCUCCGCAGCUAGGGGCCGCCCAGCUGGGCGCCCAGGCUCUUCUCCUGGCCCACCCACCUGGUGUGCGCACACUCCUCUGAAGCAGCCGCUGUUUUAUGUCUCUUGCACUACACCUCUGAAUGAGGCCUUGCGUUUGGGAGAAGGUCCUCUGCUAAUCUCUUUUCACUCUCUGCAGAGGUUUUGGGAUCUCAACGGGAUUGUUCUUGAGAGGUGGUGUAAUAAAUGCAUCAUUUUCAGGAGUAUAAACAGAAGCAUCUUUCUGGAGGGACAGCAAAGA